Antechinus flavipes (yellow-footed antechinus) is the source of this 5649-nucleotide messenger RNA. RefSeq names its product cyclin and CBS domain divalent metal cation transport mediator 1 (gene CNNM1). The record is from RefSeq and is a predicted model, not a curated record. Bases 208 to 3129 code for a protein of 973 amino acids. Gene Ontology annotation, cellular component: plasma membrane. The transcript has 12 exons. Lineage: Eukaryota; Metazoa; Chordata; Mammalia; Dasyuromorphia; Dasyuridae. Gene Ontology annotation, molecular function: transmembrane transporter activity. Gene Ontology annotation, biological process: transport; magnesium ion homeostasis.
GCCUCGCAAGGACUAUCACCCUUGAAGCCGUGCCAGGUGGCCACGGGCAUCGCCCCAGGGGGCGUCGGGAAGGAGGCCACCCCCGCCACCUACCAGCGAGGUGCACACGUGGUGACCCGUUUGGGGCCGGGUUCCCAGCUCCCGGCUCCUCCUCCCGGUCCGUGCUCCCCUCACUGCAGUAUCACGUGCGCCCGGGCCGGGUGCAGGAUGGCGGCGGCGGCGGCGGCGGCGGCGGCAGUGGUGGCUGGUGCCAGUCUCCGGUGCUGCUGCAGCCGAGGUGCAGUGUUCUUGCUGUUUUUCUCGCUGUCCCCUCAACCUCCAGCCUCGGCCGCUUGGCUGCUAGGGCUGAGGCCGGAGGAUACCGCGGGCGGCCGCGUCUCCCUGGAGGGGGGAACCCUGCGCGCUGCCGAGGGGACCAGUUUCCUUUUGCGGGUCUAUUUUCAGCCGGGCGCCGCGACGAGCGCGGCGCUGCUCCCUGCCCCGACCCGCUCCUCGGGGGAGAAUGACACCAGCGACUGGGCCCCGAGGCUGGUGUUUAUCGAAGAGCCCCCCGGAAGCAGUGUCGUGGCCCCGAGCGCCCUCCCGAGCCGACCCCCGGGGUCUCAGCGGUGCCGCGAGCAGAGCGGCUGGGCAUCGGACGUGGAGGUCCUGGGUCCGUUGCGGCCCGGCGGCGCGGCAGGCUCGGCUCUGGUGGAGGUGCGGGUGCGAGAGCUGCGCAAGGGGGAGGCGGAGCGGGCCAGCGCGGGAGGCCGCGGGAAGCUCUUUUCGUUGUGCGCCUGGGACGGGCGCGCUUGGCACCAUCACGGCGCGGCGGGCGGCUUUCUGCUGCGAGUCAGGCCGAGGUUGUAUGGCCCGGGCGGUGAGCUGCUGCCCCCCGUCUGGCUGCGGGCUUUAGGAGCGGUCCUGCUGCUCGCCCUGUCGGCCCUGUUCAGCGGCCUGCGCCUGAGCCUGCUCUCCCUGGACCCGGUGGAGUUACGGGUGCUGAGGAACAGCGGCUCGGCCGCGGAGCAGGAGCAGGCGCGCCGGGUGCAAGCGGUGCGGGGCCGCGGGACUCAUCUGCUGUGCACCCUCCUGCUGGGGCAGGCUGGAGCCAACGCAGCUCUGGCUGGUUGGCUGUGCGCCUCGCUGCCCCCGGGCAUAGGGGAUGGAGGGGAAGAAGACUGGGACGGAGGAAGUCACUUUCCCUGGCUGCCCACGCUGCUGUGCACCGGCGCCGUGUUUCUGGGCGCCGAGAUCUGCCCGUACUCGGUAUGUUCCCGGCACGGGCUGGCCAUCGCCUCCCACAGCGUCUGCCUGACCCGGCUCUUAAUGGCUGCUGCCUUCCCGGUGUGCUACCCGCUGGGCCGCCUGCUGGAUUGGGCGCUGCGCCAGGAGAUCAGCACCUUCUACACUCGGGAGAAGCUGCUGGAGACGCUGAGGGCCGCGGACCCCUACAACGACUUGGUCAAGGAAGAGUUAAACAUGAUCCAGGGCGCCCUGGAGCUGCGGACUAAGGUGGUGGAGGAGGUGCUGACCCCUCUGGGGGAUUGUUUCAUGCUCCGCUCGGACGCCGUGCUCGAUUUCUCCACGGUUUCCGAGAUCCUGCGCAGCGGCUAUACCCGUAUCCCAGUGUACGAGGGUGACCAGCGGCACAACAUCGUGGACAUCCUGUUUGUCAAGGACCUUGCCUUUGUAGACCCUGACGACUGCACCCCGCUCCUUACAGUCACUCGAUUCUACAAUCGGCCCCUUCACUGUGUCUUCAAUGACACCCGGCUGGACAUGGUGCUGGAGGAGUUUAAGAAGGGAAAAUCUCAUCUAGCUAUUGUCCAGAGGGUGAAUAAUGAGGGAGAAGGAGAUCCCUUUUAUGAGGUGAUGGGCAUCGUUACUCUAGAGGACAUCAUAGAAGAAAUAAUCAAAUCAGAGAUCCUGGAUGAAACAGAUUUAUAUACAGACAAUCGGAAAAAGCAGCAGGUGCCUCAUCGGGAGAGGAAGAGACAUGAUUUCUCCCUUUUCAAGCUUUCAGACUCUGAAAUGAAAGUGAAGAUUUCACCACAGCUUCUAUUGGCGACACAUCGAUUUAUGGCCACAGAAGUGGAACCCUUUAAAUCUCUGUACCUUUCGGAAAAGAUCCUGCUUCGACUCCUGAAACAUCCCAAUGUGAUCCAAGAACUGAAAUUUGAUGAGAAGAACAAGAAAGCACCAGAGCACUACCUUUACCAACGCAACCGGCCUGUGGACUAUUUUGUGCUUCUUUUGCAGGGUAAAGUAGAAGUAGAGGUUGGUAAAGAAGGUCUUCGCUUUGAGAAUGGAGCCUUCACUUACUACGGUGUGCCGGCCAUCAUGUCCACUGUGUGCUCAGAUAAUGAUGUGCGGAAGAUUGGAAGUCUGGCUGGAUCCUCCGCCUUUUUGCCUGUCUCAGUGUCCCGUACCUUCGCCUUCAGCAGAGGGGAAUCCUUGGCAGGCUCCCCAGUAAACCGAUCCCCUUCUCGCUGCAGUGGGUUGAACCGCUCUGAGUCUCCAAACCGAGAGCGCAGUGACUAUGGGGGCAGCACCACCCAGCUGUACAGCAGCAACAACCUCUACACGCCUGACUACUCAGUCCACAUCCUCAGUGAUGUGCAGUUUGUGAAGAUCACUCGACAACAGUAUCAGAAUGCACUCACUGCUUGCCACAUGGAUAGCUCCCCUCAGUCUCCAGACAUGGAGGCCUUUGCUGAUGGAGAUUCCACCAAGGCACCAACUUCUCGUGGAACCCCGCAGACCCCUAAGGAUGACCCUGCCAUCACCCUUCUCAAUGAUAGGAACAGUCUUCAGUGCAGCCGGACAGAUGGUUUGAAGAGCCCUAGUGAAGCGGUGUACCUGAAGAUGGAAGAAAUCUCCUUCGAACAGGAGGAACUGAAUGCCGAGGAGAGCAGAAAUCCUCAGUUUCUUCCAGUUAGACCAGAAACAGACAGUGAAUGUUGUAAUCUCAUCUUGGACUCGGAGGACCCUAACCUGGGGAGUAUGACCAGCCCCUCCAGCAGUGACUUUGAGGAGACACUGGGCAAGAAAUUGCUGAGAACUUUAAGUGUCGGGAAAAGGAAGAGGUCACCAGAUGGGGAGAGGACCCCUGAGGAGAAUUCCAAUUUAACACCUCUAAUCACAUGACAGGAAAUUAUGCUUGAACAUUAGGUGGGUGGAUGGAUUUCCACAUGCUUUGGAAAAGAUCAUCCCUUCUAUCAUCUCCUCCAUCUCCAGAGACCUGCCAAAGGCAAUAAGGCACCAUGUUUUUCGUUUCCUCCAUGUUUCCUAACUGUCAAUUUCAGCAGAUAUUUCCUUUCACCUCCAUUCUGGCUCAGAGCCUUGCUGAUGUUGUAAAGGAAACCAAUGCCCUGAAUGGAACAUUAUGGAAAUGGUGUAAAGAAGUGACCGCAGCUUACCAGAACUCCCUUCAAGACCCAUCUCUUCCAACUCCCUGGUGGAUCUUUGGGAUCCCCUGAUGCUUUCUUAGAUCAUCUAUUUUCAUUUCAUCAGUCCUUUCUCUAGGAAAGAAAGCCAUUGUUGACCCAAUUGAAACAUCUGCACAUGACUCAGCUCCAAGUGGGUUGGAGGAUGGAGAGGCAGGUGAGAAAAUUGAUGCAGGAGAGAAUGUAGAAAAUAAGGUUUCAAAGCAUUAUUUGAAUAAAUUUUAUAAAUGUAUACAUAUAUAUACAUAGAUGCAUACAUGUAUGUAUAUAUAUAUAUGUAUCUGUGUAUAUGUAUAUAUGUGUGUGCGUAUAUACACACACAUAUAUAUAUAUUAUAUAUAUUUAUACUUAUAUAUUUCAACAUAGUCGUCAAACACUUAAGAGAUUCUUCCAGUAGUCCAAUUCCUGCUCAUGAAGGAUUAUGAUGGCAGUGGCCUGCAAGUAUCCAUAGUGGCUUAGGGAAUGAUAGAGAAGAUUCUUUAAGUAGCUUUUCUUGCCCAGGAAUAGAGGGCAAAGGUUGGACCACACCUUCAGCAUGCCUUGUGCAGCACCCACCAGUCACUGAUCAGUCUAUACGUCUGUGCUAGAAGACAGGCUUAUGUGGAUCAGCCAAAUCCCAGGGGGAAGCCAAGUAAUGAAAUUUCAGCCUUUAAGGAAAGUAGCAAGAAACCUGUAAACAGCUAUGGAAAUGAGUUUUGCUACUUGAGAAACCAAAGAGUGCCAGGUCAGUCAAAGAGAGUGGCCCAUUUGUAUGUUUCUUUCUCAAGGAACUGCAGUGUGCAUCCCCAGAAAAGUUGGAGAAUUAUUUCUCACAUGCUCCUUCUUUUUCUCUCUCCUCUUUAUCCUCUUCCUCUUUCUCCUUUUAUGGCUAGACUGGCUGGCCAGCUUAGCAGCCUCUUUCAUUUUCUGCUCUUUCUCAAGGGAUGCUGAGGAAAGGCAGUUUUCAGAAAUAGCCAUAUGGCAGUGUAAUGACCAUAUCUUGGUAAGUCCUGGCAUCUUAGUCGGGAAUAAGUGUGCCUACAAAGAGAUCCUUUGUCUUCUGUUCCUUCUUCUGUUCUGGCCCAUCUCCUUCCUAAUUGUUGUCCUGAGGGCCUGGUGCCCUCAAGGAACCUAAAGUGCUUCACCAACACUAGCCCUUUCCAUGUGCCCCAUUUUCCAGAAUUAUCUCCCCCUACUUCUUUUCCCACAUCACCCAGCCUCUCAAAACUUCUCAUCCCUUAGAGAUGAUCUCAGCUGAGUGCUAAGAAGACAUCAAUCAGAUUUAACUAGUUCAUGGUAACAUGGAAAGUGUUUAUAAUUAUCCCUGGAUAUUUGCAUCUUUUAAAAGAGUGUUAGUUUACCCAAAUAAAUGUGUCAUUGUUAGAACUCAGACUCCAUGGGGCAAAAUGAAGAAAAUGAUUUUGUCCGCUUUAAGAGAGAGUUUGGGAAAGGGAAUUGGAGUGGUGUCUAUCUCAUCUCAACAUCCCUUAAAUUGUACCACACAGACAAUUGCCCACUUUACCCAUGAAUAUUGGAAACUAUUGGAGACUCCUUAAAGAUGCUGAGGGAUUGGUUACAGGCCUGCUCACUGUAAGACUCCUCCCUCUCUUUUUCCCCAAACCAGGAACCAAUUUCCCAGUAGAGUGGGUGUUGUGAAAGCCUCACUUCUAAGUGAGAUGGAAAUUUAGGAGUCUCAGCGUGUGUAUGGCCCUAUGCAGUGUGGUGCUGACCUUUCCCUUCUAAGCAUGGCCAGCAGCCCAGUGGUGCAUGACCUCACAUAAACUCUCUUGCUGCAUAAGAAUAUUUGUACCCCAAUGCUUUCAGUGCCAUCAGCCAGGACUAGAAAACCUUGUUGAGGUCUGUCAGGAGGUUUGAGUCAGAGCAGCUAUUUACCCAUUCCUCUUACCUUUCAUGCAUGGGCCAGAAGGACCUAGAUCUAGGCCAAAAAUUCUUCCCUUCACUCACCAGACAUCUGGUUCCUUACUCCCUUCUUCCCUUCCCUCAUCAGGCCUUGGGUCUCAGCUCUUGGCUAUGUUUCUACUCUAUUGAAGAGAUUAGAGGGAGAGCCUCUCAUCAGUACCCUUCCCCAACUUCAUUCCUUCCUUCCCCCCAUCUCCCCAGCCAAUAAUUCAUUUUUCUUCAGGUAAAAAGUACUUGGUGAGAAGAUUUUAGAUAAAGUAUUUAUGAAGGAUCAAAUAAAUUGUAAAUAGUUUUUAAAUAAAAUGGAAAUGCCUUUCCUGGA